Molecule: messenger RNA, 516 nt
Organism: Sporothrix schenckii 1099-18
Lineage: Eukaryota; Fungi; Ascomycota; Sordariomycetes; Ophiostomatales; Ophiostomataceae
Exons: 1
Coding region: 1-516 (171 amino acids)
Source: RefSeq, a predicted model, not a curated record
AUGGCUCCCAUCACCCUCUACGACGUGUCCAUCUCGACCUUCGCCCGUGGGCUGGCGACUCUCAAGCAUAUCCUCGAAAAGGCCGCCGAGCAUGCCAAGACCCAGGGCCUGGACGCCGACGCCUACGCCACGGCCUCCCUCAUCGACGGCAUGGACGGCCUCAACUCCCAGGUCCAGUACUCCAUCAACACCGUGAAGAAGUGCAUCUGGCGCCUGACCGGCAACGAGGUCGAGAGCUGGACCGACGAGACGACCACCUUGCCCCAGCUGAUUGCCGUCACCCAGCGCGCCCUGGACCUGGUGCAGGCCGUCAGCGAGGCCAGCGUCGCCGGCAAGGACGACACCACUGUCGAGCUGCAGAUGGGCAAGACGACGCGCACCCCGUCGGCCAAGGCCUACGUGGUCACCUACGCCCUGCCCAACUUCUACUUCCACCUGCAGACCGCCUAUGCCAUUCUGCGCGCCAAAGGCGUGCCCCUGGGCAAGACGGACUACCUGGCCAGCUUCCUGGCGUAG